AAUGGUGGAAUUCCAAAAAUAUUUAAUUGAAGAAGAUGUCAGUAAAAAUUUGGAGAAUAUAAAAAAUUCAUUCAAUGAAAUCGAAAAGUUAUUUUUAGUUUACCAAGGCAAAUAUAAACAAAUAGACGAAGAGAAUAAAAACAUUUGGAAAGAGAUGGAGUCUGUCAGAUUAGAGGCAAACGAAUAUUUAAGAACAGUCAAAAGUUUGAAAAGAACUCCAAUGAAAAGAUCAAAAUCUGUAAAAGCUGCAUCAUUUUCAAUUCAAGCUCCUUCUAAUAGGCUUAAGAAAUCUUUAGUAUCACCCCCAAGACGAAGAAGUUGUAGUCCAACUGUAAUGAAUACAGCUAGAACCCUAUCGUCAAAAAUAAAAGGCAUCCCAAUAUCAAUUUUAGAAUCUGUAACUGACGUUGAUGGAGCGAUAAACUCGGUCAAAAGGUCAAACACUAAAACAAAGACAAUAUCCGGUAAUCGAAAAAAUAAAGUGAACUUGUUUAAAACGACAAUGAAAUCAAAAUCAGAAGUCUCAGGAAGUCAUACAGAAGGAGAUGACGAAAGUGUUGAUGUAACUUUUACAUUUAGCACAGAUACAAAAGAAUUGAAAUAUCCAGAAAAUAAUGGUCAAGUCAUUGAAAAAUCGAUUAAAUCUAAUUCAAUGAAAAAUGAUAUAAAUAGCUAUAAAUAUGGAUUUUGUCCGCAUUCCAUUACCCCAAAUCUGAAAAGAAAUUGGUUAAAUCGUUCAAAGAUUCCAGUUAAAGUGAAAUAA
Dimorphilus gyrociliatus is the source of this 763-nucleotide messenger RNA. The record is from the annotation of a GenBank genome assembly. NCBI's taxonomy places the organism in Eukaryota, Metazoa, Annelida, Polychaeta, Dinophilidae.